Penicillium roqueforti is the source of this 1104-nucleotide messenger RNA. Its product is annotated as branched-chain amino acid aminotransferase. NCBI's taxonomy places the organism in Eukaryota, Fungi, Ascomycota, Eurotiomycetes, Eurotiales, Aspergillaceae. Gene Ontology annotation, molecular function: branched-chain-amino-acid:2-oxoglutarate transaminase activity. The record is from RefSeq and is a predicted model, not a curated record. Gene Ontology annotation, biological process: branched-chain amino acid metabolic process. Bases 1 to 1104 code for a protein of 367 amino acids. The transcript is spliced from 5 exons.
AUGGUGACCGAAUCCGAGUUUCCUCCGCCACCAGCCAAUCUUGAUUGGAACAACAUUGGCAUACAGAUUCGCGAGGUCAACGGACAUGUCCAAUGUCGAUAUAACGUUCAAACGGGAUGCUGGAGCGAGCCUGAGGUGGUCAAGGGAACUGAUCUGACUGUCAGCGGACUGUCUCCUGCGUUAAAUUAUGGAAUGCAAGCCUACGAAGGCAUGAAAGCCUUCCGCUAUCCGAAUGGACAUAUUCAUGUGUUCAGACUCCCGGAUCACAGCGCUCGUCUGCGCCAUUCGUGCGAGUUUGUCUCGAUUCCUCCUCUGCCAACGGAUCAAUUUUCCCGUUGCGUGUCGUUGGCUGUGUCCAUCAAUGCCGAGUUCGUUCCUCCGCAUGAUACCAGUGCGGCACUCUAUAUCCGACCCCUAGUCUUCGGCUCUGGACCGCAGAUUAACCUCAUCUUACCAGACGAGUAUACCUUUUGCGUCUUUGUUUUGCCCGUCACGGGCCUCCUGGGAGCCAGGGCGGUGGACGCGCUGGUUUUGGAAGAGUUUGACCGCACAGCCCCGAUGGGAACGGGAUCGGCCAAGGUAGGGGGCAACUAUGCUCCCGUCCUGAGGUGGUCGAUGCAGGCGAAGUCACAAGGCUAUGGAAUCACUCUGCAUCUGGAUAGCAAAACCCGAUCCGAAAUUGACGAGUUCUCUGCCGCAGGGUUUAUCGGCGUCAAACAGAUGGGCGAGGAUGUCACAUUAGUCACCCCGGAUAGUCCGAAUAUCAUCCGAAGCAUCACCAGCGAGAGCUGCCUUCAGCUGGCACGUUCAUUUGGAUGGAAGGUUGAGCUCCGACCCGUGAAAUACGAAGAGUUGUCCGAAUUUUCGGAGAUCUUGGCUGUCGGUACAGCGGCCGUGGUGGUGCCCAUUAGUUCAAUAACGAGAACGGCUCGUGGGGAGAAGUUUGUGUAUACACCUACGGUAGAAGGGAGCUACCAGUGUGCCACAAAGUUGUCCAAGGCAAUCCAGGAUAUCCAGAGAGGUCUCGCAGAGGACGUAUUCUCGUGGUGUUACCCUAUUAUGAGGCCAGAAACCUACCAUUCAAGCAAAGAGAUCGAUAUAUAG